Gekko japonicus is the source of this 413-nucleotide messenger RNA. Its product is annotated as obscurin-like. Gene Ontology annotation, molecular function: protein kinase activity. The record is from RefSeq and is a predicted model, not a curated record. The annotation marks the transcript as partial. NCBI's taxonomy places the organism in Eukaryota, Metazoa, Chordata, Lepidosauria, Squamata, Gekkonidae. The transcript has 4 exons.
CACCUUCUUUUGUGGAGGAACUUACGGACCAGACGAUUGCCCCCGGUCAGUCGGUGACACUGUCCUGCCGGACUUCUGCGCAUUCGUCUCCUCACGUUGAAUGGUUCAAAGAUGGGGCCGCCCUUCGCAGCACAGACAGGAUACUGAUUUCGUCCACGCUCAAACACUACCAGCUUUUAACUAUAUUAGCGGCGACAAAGGAUGAUUUUGGGACUUACACCUGUGUAGCCACCAACUCUCAGGGCACCGUCUCCACCACCUGUGUAAUAAGGAAAGCAGAGGCACCAUCGAACCCUCCAUCUCCUGACAUCAUGGAGGUCCUUGAAGAUGGAGUCCAGUUGGCCUGGAAGCCGGUGGAACUUAACACCCCCGUAACUUACACAGUCCUAUGCAGGAAGGAAGGGGCAGCCUGA